Messenger RNA from Sus scrofa (pig), 4646 nucleotides. It is a transcript of the gene GPSM2, whose product is annotated as G protein signaling modulator 2. Gene Ontology annotation, biological process: establishment of mitotic spindle orientation. The record is from RefSeq and is a predicted model, not a curated record. Gene Ontology annotation, molecular function: GDP-dissociation inhibitor activity; G-protein alpha-subunit binding. Lineage: Eukaryota; Metazoa; Chordata; Mammalia; Artiodactyla; Suidae. Gene Ontology annotation, cellular component: cell cortex.
GAGCGCCUGGGAGCUGGGGCGCAAGCGCAGAGGAGGGCAGGGGGAGCGGGCUGGCGGCGCUGCGGGACCCCUGCGUGGCGGCUGACUAGGAGAGGAGAGCCCCGGAGUUCUGGCCCACGUGACCUGCGGCGGUGGGGGCGCUGGCCUGCGGGGCCUCUGCCUGAGGACUCGCCGAGGGGAGGGAACUCGCCGUGGGGAGGGGCCUCGGCCACCCGCCCGUCGCCGAGGCGGCCGCUGCUGCAGCUUCGCCCUGUCGGCGGUGCUCCGCAGGCUCUCCCGCCCCAGGGAGAAAUGUUGCUGAAGUGCUGCUGAAAGGGCCAGAGAUGCAAGGAUUUGGGACACGUUUUGAACCUUUAAGCUGUCUGACAUUGACCUCCUUUCAUUAUUAAUAAAGAAGAAGCAGGAGCUUAGGAUGUAUUAACGCCAACUCAUUAGUAUACUAACCGGACAAUAUUCUGCAACAAUUCUACAUUGUAGAACUGCAUUGGCAUAAAAUGAAAUAAUUUCAUAUUAUACCCAGCUUAUAAUAUGAUUCGAUGGAGGAAAAUUUGAUAAGCAUGAGGGAAGACCAUUCUUUUCAUGUUCGUUACAGAAUGGAAGCUUCUUGCCUAGAACUGGCCUUGGAAGGGGAGCGUCUGUGCAAAUCAGGAGACUGCCGUGCUGGUGUGUCAUUCUUUGAAGCUGCAGUUCAAGUUGGAACUGAAGACCUAAAAACCCUUAGUGCUAUUUACAGCCAGCUGGGCAAUGCUUAUUUCUAUUUGCAUGAUUAUGCCAAAGCAUUAGAAUACCAUCAUCAUGAUUUAACUCUUGCGAGGACUAUUGGAGACCGGUUGGGGGAAGCCAAAGCUAGUGGCAAUCUGGGAAACACCUUAAAGGUUCUUGGGAAUUUUGAUGAAGCGGUGGUUUGUUGUCAGCGACACUUAGAUAUUUCCAGAGAGCUAAAUGACAAGGUAGGAGAAGCAAGAGCACUUUACAAUCUUGGAAAUGUGUAUCAUGCCAAAGGGAAAAGCUUUGGCUGCCCUGGUCCUCAGGACGUAGGAGACUUUCCAGAAGAAGUCAGAAACGCUCUGCAGGCAGCAGUGGAUUAUUAUGAGGAAAACCUAUCACUGGUGACUGCUUUGGGUGACCGAGCAGCCCAAGGACGUGCCUUUGGAAAUCUUGGAAACACACAUUACCUCCUUGGCAACUUCCGGGAUGCAGUCAUAGCUCAUGAGCAGCGUCUCCUUAUUGCAAAAGAAUUUGGAGAUAAAGCAGCUGAAAGAAGAGCCUAUAGCAACCUUGGAAAUGCAUAUAUAUUUCUUGGUGAAUUUGAAACUGCCUCUGAAUACUACAAAAAGACACUACUGUUGGCUCGACAGCUCAAAGACAGAGCUGUAGAAGCACAGGCUUGUUAUAGUCUUGGGAACACACAUACUUUACUUCAAGACUAUGAAAAGGCCAUUGACUAUCAUCUGAAGCACUUGGCAAUCGCCCAGGAGCUAAAUGAUAGAAUUGGUGAAGGAAGAGCAUGUUGGAGCUUAGGAAAUGCAUACACAGCUCUAGGAAAUCAUGAUCAAGCAAUGCAUUUUGCAGAAAAGCACUUGGAAAUUUCAAGAGAGGUUGGAGAUAAAAGUGGUGAACUAACAGCACGACUGAAUCUCUCAGAUCUUCAAAUGGUUCUUGGUUUGAGCUACAGCACAAACAAUUCAGUAAUGUCUGAAAAUAUUGAAAUUGAUAACAGUUUGCAUGGUGCACGCCCCAAGUUUGGACGCCGACACAGUAUGGAAAACAUGGAACUUAUGAAGUUAACACCAGAAAAGGUACAAAACUGGAACAGUGAAAUUCUUGCUAAACAAAAACCUCUUAUUGCCAAACCUUCUGCAAAGCUCCUCUUUGUCAACAGAUUGAAAGGGAAAAAAUACAAAACGAAUUCCUCCACUAAAGUUCUCCAAGAUGCCAGUAAUUCCAUUGACCACCGAAUUCCAAACUCUCAAAGGAUCAGUGCAGAUACUAUUGGAGAUGAAGGGUUCUUUGACCUGUUAAGCCGAUUUCAAAGCAAUCGGAUGGAUGAUCAGAGGUGCUGCUUACAAGAAAAGAACUCUGGAUCAGCUUCUACAGCAGGUUCUUCCACUCCCCCCAGAAUGAUGCUAAAAACGCCCUCUGCUUCCGUGGUGUCCCCCAACACAGAUGAGUUUUUAGACCUUCUCGCCAGCUCACAGAGCCGCCGUCUGGAUGACCAGAGGGCCAGUUUCAGUAACUUGCCAGGACUUCGUCUGACACAAAACAACAAUCAGUCACUACUUGGCCACCUGAUGACUAAGGACAGCAAAGAGCCUGACGAAGAUUUCUUUGACAUCCUUGUAAAAUGUCAGGGGUCCCGAUUAGAUGAUCAAAGAUGUGCACCACCACCUGCUGCCACAAAGGGACCAACAGUACCGGAUGACGACUUUUUCAGCCUUAUUUUACGGUCUCAGGCAAAAAGAAUGGAUGAACAGAGAGUUCUUCUACAAAAAGAUCAAAACAGAGACACUGAACUUGGGCUAAAGGACCUUUUGCAGAGUAAUGCUUUGUUGGAACUUAAAAAUUCAGGAAAAAAAUAAGCCAACCACUAAUCACUAUGAAUAUAGUUUUUUAAAGCGACCUUAUUUCCUUUCAGAAUACUGCAGGGGAAUCCAAUCCUUUUUUCCUUAAAAGGAGAAAUUACAGCACUGUGCUCCAGUUUAAAAUGUUUUUAGCGUGAUGUAAAUACUUAACCUUUAUUAGUACUGUAUUAAUUAACAUUCCUCUGGACACUCGCUUGUUUCAGGGUGUGGGUGUCUUAAAAGGUGCUUCAUCAACUUUCCGUGAUUACUGCUUGGGAUUCUGUUCGUUGGCAGCUUGUUAUGUUCCUUGACCUGGUAUUUGUAAAGUAGGAAGCUAAAUGAAUCUAGACCAGAAUUUAAUCCUCUUGCUGAGCUAAUAUUUUUUACUCUUAACUGACCAUGGCAUUUUUUUUACACUUAACCAUGGAUGUAGUGAGAAAUUAGUUUCAGAAAAUAAUGUACUUGACCAAUGUGUAAAAAAUUAUAUAGACUAUUAAAAAAGUUAGGUAUUUUUCCCACUAAAAAAAUCUCUAUUUUCAACAUAUUUUUCGGCCAAAGGCAUUAUAAAAGAAACUCUUAAGAAUAAACUUCGUUUAGUGUGCUUUCGGCUCUUUGUGUAAUUUUAAGAAACAAAAUCUAUUUUUUAUAUAUAGGUAUGUAGAUCGAUACAUACGUGUAUGUGUGUGUGUGUGUAUAUAUAUAAAUUUUUAUCUUUCGUUGCCAAAUACUGCUGUAAAAUUUUUUAGGACCUCACGACCAAAAAAAAAAAGUUCCUUGGUGGCACAGGUUAUAAGGAUCCAAUGUUUGUGGCACAGGCCGCAAUUGCGGCACAGGUUCAGUUCCUGGCCUAGGAACUUCCACAUGCCACAGGUAAGGCCAAAAAUAAAUAAACCUAAAAUAAAAACCAAAAAACCUCAUGUGGCUAUGUCAAGAACCCAGGUCACAAAAACUAAGUAUCAGAGAUAUAGGUUACACCCUCAGUUAUCAUGAAGCCUCACCCUCCUCUUGCCAGAAACUGAAGGUAGUUUUCAAGAGUACAUAAUGGGAUAUGACCUAAGUUUAGCAAAAGCGACUCAACAGGGAUGGGACUGAGCCGGGCCUGGCCUAAGGCUGAAUUGCAUAAUAUAAAUGCCCACGCCUGGAACAGGCUGGCAACUCCUUCACCUCUGGUUGCUUCUGAUUCUGCACAGCUGGGAUGGAGUCUUGGGAUCUGGGCCUCUGUCGUAACAGUCCUUCAGGUGACUUUGAUGGGCAGUGAGAACCACUUCUCCAAAUGGUGAAUGUUUUAAAAAACAAGAAGAAGGAGUUCUCUUUUGGCGCCGUGGCCAAGGAUCCAGCGUUGUCACUGCCAGGGCUCAGGUUGCUGCUGCAGUACGGGUUCAGGUUCAGUCCCUGGCCCAGGAACUUCCACAUGGUGAGGGCAUGGCCAAAAACUAAAAAUUAAAAAGAAAUUAACAGAUAGUUAACACAAUCUAGAAUAACAUUAAGGGCUCAGGGGAGAAAAUAAAGAUUACUCUUGGUUUCCAAGAUGAGACAAAUUUUGUCAAAAGUACUCAGUUAACUCCUGGACUGUAUUAUGUUCUAUGUAUUAUAUAUGUAUUAUAUAUAGGGUAUUAUAUAUAGGAUAUUAGCAUCCUUUUAAAACCUGCGCUUAAAUUGCAUGGGACUUUUUUUUUUUUUUUUGUCUUUUUGCCUUUUCUAGGGCUGCUUCCGCGGCAUAUGGAGGUUCCCAGGCUAGGGGUCUAAUCGGAGCUGUAACCACCGGCUGACACCACAGCCACAGCAAUGCGGGAUGUGAGCCGUGUCUGCAACCUACACCAUAGCUCACAGCAAUGCCAGAUCCUUAACCCACUGAGCAAGGCCAGGGAUCGAACCUGCAACCUCCUGGUUCCUAGUCAGACUCGUUAGCCACUACACCACAACGGGAACUCCAUGGGACUUUUUCUUACGAGCAUAUUUACUGAGCAAAGACAGCAUACCAAACCACAACAAUGUAAAAAUAAGUGUUUAUUUUGCGUAUACGGUAGUUCUUAAACCCUGUAAACAUUCAACAUUAACUAUUCCACUUAAAAAUUGCUUUGAAAA